Mercurialis annua (annual mercury) is the source of this 2658-nucleotide messenger RNA. RefSeq lists its product as uncharacterized. Gene Ontology annotation, molecular function: nucleic acid binding. The record is from RefSeq and is a predicted model, not a curated record. Lineage: Eukaryota; Viridiplantae; Streptophyta; Magnoliopsida; Malpighiales; Euphorbiaceae. Bases 1 to 2658 code for a protein of 885 amino acids. The transcript has 7 exons. Gene Ontology annotation, biological process: DNA integration.
AUGAAAAUCCCAGUGGAAAACGAGGUUAUAACUAUUAGGGGAAAUCAAACCCUAUCUAGGCAAUGUUACAUGGCCACUAUGGGCAGCACGGUGGAAACAAUGAACAUCGAUACACCGGAGCUGCUCCUCAGAGAGAAGAAAGCUCAGAAACCCCGAGAAAACUUAGAAACGAUUGAACUUACAGAGGGAUCCGAGAUGUGUGUAAAGCUGGGGGUAGAUUGGCCAAACGAGCACCGGGAAGCUAUCAUAGCUCGGAUAAAACAGUAUGUGGAGGAGUUUACCAACAAGCCAGAGGAUAUUGGGGGGGUAGACCCUAAGAUAAUCUCGCACAAGCUAAACGUGGAUGCUAAAUGCAAGCCUGUCAAGCAAAAGAAAAGAACUUUCUCUCUAGAGAAACAUAUUGCUAUCCGAGACGAAGUGGAGAAGCUUUUGAAAGCUGGAUUCAUCAGGAAGGUAGAUUAUCCGGAGUGGCUGGCUAAUGUGGUUUUGAUCAAGAAGUCUAACGACAGUUUCCCUCUGCCGAACAUUGACCAACUGGUAGAUGCAACGUGCGGAUUUGCGGUCUACGCAUUCUUAGAUGCUUCUCAGAGAUAUCACCAGAUCCCGAUGAAUCAACUGGGCAAGAAUGUCGAGGUUUAUGUAGAUGACAUAGUCGUGAAAUCCAAGGGGAUCGAGGAUCACGCAGGGGAUCUGGCAGAAACUUUUGAAAAGCUGAAGGGUUUUAACCUCAAGCUGAACCCGGAAAAGUGUGUUUUCGCAGUCCGCUCGGGGAAAUUUCUAGGACACCUCAUCUCGGAGAAAGGCAUCGAGGCGAACCCGGAGAAAAUCGAGGCAGUAAUGAACAUGAAAGCACCCAGCUCGGUGAAAGAAGUACAAAAGUUGAACGGAAGAGUCACGGCGUUGGGAAGAUUCAUGAAGGAUUGUAAUACAGCUUUUGAAGAGCUGAAGGUUUACCUCAGCACACCCCCGGUGCUAGGUAGACCUGAGCCUGGGGAAAUCUUAUAUUUGUAUCUCUCGGUGAAUGACGAGACAGCAGCGGCAGUCCUGGUGAAGGAAGAUAAGGUGGCGGCGGAAAAGCUAAGGAGAUAUUUCGAGGCUCACAUCAUUGUAGUACGUACGAACCAACCUCUGAGAAAGGCGCUGCAGAGGCCAGAGAUGUCGGGACGGCUGGUCAGCUGGUCGGUCCAGCUGGGAGGAUAUGACAUCCGGUAUGAACCCAGACCGGCCCUAAAAGCACAAGUGUUGGCAGAUUUCAUAGCCGAGACCACAGCAAGUGACAAACCUGAGGAACCUGAUGAACAACUUCUACGGCGGGUCUUAGAAGUCGAUGGGGCAUCAAAUCUGGAAGGAUCUGGGACAGGCGUAGUCUUGAAAGGUCCUCACGGAGUUACACUCCGAAGCUCGGUUAAAUUCGAUUUCUCGGCAUCCAAUAAUGCCGCGGAGUAUGAGGCUCUGUUGAUCGGAUUAAGAAUGGAGCUCGGAGGAAAAUGGGUGAUAAAGCAAGUUCCUCGUUUGGAAAAUCAAGAGGCCGAUGUACUAGCCAAAGCAGCAACAGUAAACGAAAAGAUAUCGGGGGUCCAUUUCUCUGUUCAAAAGCAUUCCAGCAUCGACAACCACGAAACCAUUUUUCUAACUCAGCCUUUGGAAAAUUGGAUGCAAGGCAUAGCCCACUACUUGAUGGAUGGAACCUUGCCAGAAAACAGAGACAAAGCAUACAAAAUCCUGCGACAAGCUCCGUACUACGCGUUCCUCGACGGAGUCUUAUACAGGAAGUCAUUCACCCAUCCGUGGUCGAGAUGCUUGACAGCAGAGGAAGGGGAGUAUGUGCUGAGAGAAAUACAUGAAGGUAUUUGCGGGGCACACAUAGCUCCUCGCAUGUUGGCAAAGAAAGCAGUGUUGCAGGGCUACUACUGGCCCCUAAUGGUCAGGCAAGCAGAGGAGAUAGUAAAGAAAUGUGAAAAUUGUCAGAGGCAUCAGAACAUCCGACAUGCUCCCACCAUAGAGCAGUGUCCUAUUACCAGUCCUUGGCCAUUUGCAACUUGGGGAAUUGACAUCCUGGGUCCUUUCACACCAACCACGGGGCAGAAAAAGUUCUUGAUAGUGGCAGUAGAUCACUUCACAAAGUGGAUCGAGGUAGAGGCAGUGAGUACCAUCACAGAAGCUCGGAUCAGGGAUUUCUUCUGGAGGCAAAUUGUGUGUCGAUUCGGUAUACCCAGAGCAUUGGUAACUGACAACGGGAAGCAGUUCAACUGUCGAGCCUUCAAGGAAUUUUGCAACGACUUGCACAUUGACCUGCGUUUCACUUCGGUAGUUCACCCGCAAAGCAAUGGGAUGACCGAAGUAACCAACCGAACGAUCCUGAAAGGGCUUAAGGCCAGGCUGGGGGAGUUCGACAGACAGUGGCUGGAAGAGCUACCAAAGGUCAUAUGGGCUUACCGAACCACACCAAGGGCAGGCACAGGAGACACCCCGUUUUCUUUGACGUAUGGGUGUGAAGCAAUGAUACAUGUGGAAAUCGGGAUGCCAACUCUAAGGGUCCAGUUCUUCGAUGAAGCUAAGAACGAGGAAGAACAGAAACUAUGCCUAGACAUGUUGGAAGAGCGAAGAGAGCAGGAAGCGCUAAGAAUCGAAACAUUGCUAAGGGAAAUGCUGGAGUAG